GAUGGACUAUUUACUUAGCGGAAAUAAUUUAUUCCAAUAAAAAUCUCUCCUUUACUGCCUCUUAUCGGAUCUAAAUCCCAAACCUUUCACUGUAGAUCUACGGAGAGACCCAGUUCAAUCUUUCUUGUUUCUAUCAAACUCGAUCUCUCUUCUUUUACCCUAGCUUGUUUUUCACUCACUGUCACUGCCGCUAUUGACAAUCCAUUAUCCCAGAAGAAUAUCAAAAACAAAUUCCAAAUUUAGUCUUGAACGAUUUUUCUUUUUAAAAUUUUUUGCAAAAAAUUUUUAUACUUUUUUUGUGGGUUUGACCAGCAAUGAAGGAAGGGAAAUCGACUAAAUUGAAUAAUCAGCUGCCACAGCAACAUCAAAACGGCCAUUUUUCUCCUUUCAAAUUUGGUAAAUUGUUGGAUCCAGAGGCUUCUUGGGAUAAAGAUUCAAUUGGGUAUGUCUUGCACUGGAUUAGGCAAUUUGUGGCCCUUGUAUUUUGGAAUUGCUUUGGGGUGCUAUACCUUUGGGUUGGAGGUAUUUGGAUUGGCCUCUUUCUCUUGAUAUCCUCUGGGAUCGUAUAUGGCUAUUAUUCGAUGAUAUUAAAGGUUGAUGAAGAAGAGUUUGGUGGUCAUGGAGCUCUCCUCCAAGAGGGGCUUUUUGCUUCUUUUACUCUCUUUCUGCUCUCAUGGGUUCUAGUAUACAGCUUGGCGCACUUCUGAUUUUGCUCGGUAUACAAAUUUGGGUUCCUCCGCCAUUUCAAAGCGUGGUGUUAUCUUAGUCAGUUGUACGAGGCACCAUUACUUAUGCCAUCCCGAAAACAAGAAUGAGAAAGUUCUUUACUGGCGAUUAUUAUGACUUGACUACGCUUUGAUUAUGCAACAUCUUGUUUUUGCUAUGCAUGGGAAUGCUAAUUUUUCAUUGAUGGUAAAUCGAUGUUUUAAUUCAACGGUUCUUCAUAAAUGCACUGGCAAGAUAUAGCAACGUGAAGUUUAUGAUCUGCUAGAAAUACUUGUUUUGACUAUGAUUUUAAUGAAUUUGUAUUAGCAAAAGAUUUUGAUUCAACAUUUGGUAAGAAAUGCCAACUUAUUUUCAAACGUA
Jatropha curcas is the source of this 1086-nucleotide messenger RNA. RefSeq names its product Rab5-interacting family protein. The record is from RefSeq and is a predicted model, not a curated record. Gene Ontology annotation, biological process: mitochondrial respirasome assembly. Lineage: Eukaryota; Viridiplantae; Streptophyta; Magnoliopsida; Malpighiales; Euphorbiaceae.